CGCGUCGGUUGCAGGGCAGGAGGCAGACGCAAGCGGCUUGUUCCUCGGGAGUGCUGCUGUUUUGCUUUGGGCUGCCGGAGACAGGCCGCGGCGCUUUGGAGGGAUUAUAACCUUUCCCGUCAGCUGGAGCUGGAAGAAACUACUGGGGAGGGAGGGGAGAGUGCGGCGGUGACAGUAAUCUGCGCCACAGGGCAGCCUCUUUGCUCCUAGGAUUUAUCCGCCACCCGGGCUGGUGAGCUGCGGCAUCCGGUGUGUAUAUGAGCUGCCAUGGAGUAGAGGGGGUGCGGAAGUGGAGCUCCCCGAGGGAUUGUACGGCUGGCCGGGGACCGUGCAUUGGCAGAGGGUGACGGGGACCGUCUUCUCCAUGUUUUCCCCCAGUCAGGAGGAGCACUGCGCCCCCAGUAAGGAGCCCGUCAAAUACGGAGAGCUGGUGGUGCUGGGGUACAACGGCUGUCUCCCAAAUGGGGAUCGAGGAAGGCGGAAAAGCAGAUUUGCACUCUUUAAACGCCCUAAAUCCAAUGGGGUGAGAGCCAGCAGUGUCCAUGUGAUUUCAACCCCACAGGCUUCCAAGGCAAUCAGCAGCAGAGGCCAACACAGCAUCUCAUUCACAUUAUCCAGAAGUCAGACUGUUGUGGUGGAAUACACCCAUGACAAGGACACAGAUAUGUUUCAGAUUGGAAGGUCAACAGAAAGUCCCAUUGACUUUGUAGUAACUGACACGGUUUCUGGCAACCAGAAUGAUGAAACACAGAUAACACAAAGUACAAUCUCUAGAUUUGCGUGCAGGAUAGUCUGUGACAGGAACCCUCCGUACACCGCUAGAAUAUUUGCUGCAGGAUUUGACUCCUCCAAAAAUAUAUUUCUUGGUGAGAAAGCGGCCAAGUGGAAGAAUCCUGAUGGUCAUAUGGAUGGACUAACUACCAAUGGUGUUCUUGUGAUGCAUCCGAAGGGAGGGUUUACUGAAGAAUCCAGGCCUGGAGUAUGGCGGGAAAUUUCAGUCUGUGGAGAUGUAUAUACAUUAAGAGAAACCAGAUCUGCUCAGCAAAGAGGCAAACUUGUGGAAAAUGAAACCAAUAUUCUGCAGGAUGGUUCUCUUGUUGACUUAUGUGGUGCCACCCUUCUUUGGCGAACAGCAGAUGGUUUGCUCCAUACACCGACUCAAAAACACAUUGAAGCUUUGAGACUGGAAAUAAAUGCUGCCAGGCCUCAGUGCCCUGUUGGAUUAAACACUUUAGCUUUUCCCAGUAUCAACCGCAAAGAUGUCGUAGAAGAGAAACAGCCUUGGGCUUACCUCACCUGUGGUCAUGUGCACGGCUAUCAUAACUGGGGUCAUCGCAGUGACACAGAAGUCAAUGAACGCGAGUGUCCCAUGUGUAGAACAGUUGGUCCCUAUGUGCCUCUAUGGCUUGGUUGUGAAGCAGGAUUCUACGUAGAUGCUGGACCUCCUACUCACGCUUUCAAACCUUGUGGACACGUCAGCUCAGAAAAAUCUGCCAAAUAUUGGUCUCAGAUUCCACUGCCACAUGGUACACACGCGUUUCAUGCUGCUUGUCCUUUCUGCGCAAUACAAUUGACUGGAGAAGAAAGCUGUGUCAAACUUAUUUUCCAGGGCCCUGUUGACUAAUGUUAUUUAUAAGAGCUGAUAACAAUUUUGUUAAUAAAAAAAAAUCUAAAAAAAAAAAAAAUACUGUGAAGUUUUCACCACUAAUAUUAGAAUUUACCUUUUUUAUAAUUUUAUUAAUGGGGAGCAAAUUAUUCCAGUGUCUUGGAAUAGAUCUGAUGUCAAUGCUUUGGCAUGCAUACCAGCAGCUUAUUCAUUGAAGCUAUUGAUUUCUUUUUUUUUUGUCUAGAUUGUUAUGUUUGUAAAUCACUUUAAUACAAAUCCUUGUUUGAAAGAGG
Molecule: messenger RNA, 1899 nt
Organism: Xenopus tropicalis (tropical clawed frog)
Lineage: Eukaryota; Metazoa; Chordata; Amphibia; Anura; Pipidae
Gene: peli2
Product: pellino E3 ubiquitin protein ligase family member 2
Exons: 6
Coding region: 365-1624 (419 amino acids)
Biological process (GO): regulation of Toll signaling pathway; protein polyubiquitination
Molecular function (GO): ubiquitin protein ligase activity
Source: RefSeq, marked provisional